AUGUCAUGCGUAAUCGAACGCCCACCCACGCGAACGAGUGCAAAAGUUGCUCAGCUGCUUAAAUCAGCAGUGAGAAAGGGCUUUGAUCCAAAGGACGCCGAUAGAAUCAUGUCCAAGGCCAAAAUGAGUGAUCAUCUCAUAGAAAUCUACAACUACUUAGAUACUUCGAAAAAAUACUACAUUACUCCAGAAAGCACAAUACCAAGCAUCAAGAUCCACAUGGGUGCCAAACCAAGAUUCUUCGAGCAGACGAGCGAGAGGGAGCUAAACGAGAAUUAUGGUCUUCCAACAUUCCAGCUCGAGCCCCAUACCGAGGAGAACCCGAUCCCCCCAACAAUUUUGACUCAUCUAAUGGUCUCCUGGAACAACCGUGGCGAGAACAUAAUGAUGCUCGGAGGCAGUAGCCCUUCACCUCGAAGCGAGGAUUAUCGGUGGCUCACAGAAAUGAUUUACAAAUACAAAUAUUUCCCUCACCUCAUGGUCAUGUCUCUCCAUUGGGUCAAUGAGGAUAACACGGAGAAACUUAUCCUACGGAGCGAGUUGAUCCUUAUCAGACUGAUUGUAUUCAAGGGCCGCAAGGACGAAAAAGAGCCCCAUGACAUCAUUCCAGCACUUUUAAUAUCAGUCCGUCCCUAUCAGUAUGUGAUUAUUGAGGCAUACUAUGAUGGCAAGGACGUCCACGAAAACUACGGUGAACCCAUAGCGAUGUCUGAUAAGGUGCCACCCAAAGAACUGGACAGAGGGAUGAAGUAUGUAAUCGGAUGGGCAACUGCCCAACCCUGUGGAAAAACAGCUAGCUAUGAAGUUUCUCCGAAGUCAUUUGUGGGCUUGAUACGCAUGGCGAGUUUUGUUAGGGCUUAA
Molecule: messenger RNA, 861 nt
Organism: Nannizzia gypsea CBS 118893
Lineage: Eukaryota; Fungi; Ascomycota; Eurotiomycetes; Onygenales; Arthrodermataceae
Exons: 3
Coding region: 1-861 (286 amino acids)
Source: RefSeq, a predicted model, not a curated record